This is a messenger RNA of Cicer arietinum (chickpea), 2944 nucleotides long. RefSeq names its product transport inhibitor response 1-like protein. NCBI's taxonomy places the organism in Eukaryota, Viridiplantae, Streptophyta, Magnoliopsida, Fabales, Fabaceae. The record is from RefSeq and is a predicted model, not a curated record. Gene Ontology annotation, biological process: SCF-dependent proteasomal ubiquitin-dependent protein catabolic process. Gene Ontology annotation, cellular component: SCF ubiquitin ligase complex. Gene Ontology annotation, molecular function: protein binding.
CAGCAGAGGUUACUGUUGUCACUCCCUGGCCCUCUUUUUGUGACCAAUUAAACUAAUUCAUUUAUCACACUCUCUCACUCACUCACCUCAUCUCCCAUUCUCUCUCUCUCUCUCUAAAUUCCUUCCAUUUUCAACUCCCUCUCUUUCUCACUCCCAUUUUCCCUCUAAAGAACCAAACCCCAUGAAUUCAGUAGCCCUUAAAAAUCCAUAAACAAACCAAAGAAGCAAAGAUUCCAUCUUUUUUAAUCCAAAGCCACAGUCUAUUCUCUCAGAUCAGCAACAAAAAAGAAACAAUGAGAGAAAACCAUCCUCAAAAAACAACAGAAGACGACAACAGAUCUUCAUCCAUCCCAGAUCUAGCAAGAGCCGAGAUCGCCGAGUCAUCAACCUCCAAAAACCGAACUGGUUUAUCCGAACCGGUUCCCGGUUCAAAUCAAACCGAAAACCCAUCUCCUUUCCCAGACCAAGUUCUCGAGAACGUUCUAGAAAACGUCCUCCACUUCCUUUCCUCUCGCAAAGACCGAAACGCUGCCUCAUUGGUCUGUCGCUCAUGGUACCGUGCGGAAGCACUCACACGAUCCGACCUCUUCAUCGGAAACUGCUAUGCAGUCUCCCCACGUCGGGCUACUAACCGUUUCAGCCGCAUCAAGUCUGUAACCGUUAAGGGAAAGCCGCGUUUUGCGGAUUUCGAUCUGAUGCCGGUUGAUUGGGGGGCCCACUUCACUCCUUGGGUUAGUUCACUUGCUCAAGCUUACCCUUGGCUUGAAAAGCUUCACCUUAAACGUAUGACUGUUACUGAUGAUAAUCUCGCCGUUAUCGCCGAUUCGUUCGCUGGUUUUCGUGAACUUCUCCUUGUUUGCUGUGAAGGAUUUGGUACCCCUGGUCUCGCUGCUAUUGCUGCUAAGUGCAGAUUACUGAGGGUGCUGGAACUUGUGGAAUCUGUGAUUGAAGUUGAGGAUGAUGAAGAGGUGGAUUGGGUAUCGUGUUUUCCGAAUGAGGGUCAAACUCAUUUGGAGUCUCUUGCUUUUGAUUGUGUUGAGUGUCCAGUGAAUUUUGAGGCAUUGGAAGGGUUGGUGGCUAGAUCGCCUUGUUUGAAGAAGCUUAGAUUGAACCGAUCUGUUUCCAUGGCUCAGUUACAUCGGCUAAUGCUCCGUGCUCCACAGCUCACGCAUCUUGGAACGGGCUCUUUCAGUGCUAAUGAGAAUGUGGAUCAGGAACCUGAUUAUGCAUCUGCCUUUGCAGCUUGCAGAUCGUUGGUUUGUUUGUCUGGAUUCAGGGAGAUUUGGCCAGAUUACCUUCCUGCUAUUUAUCCGGUUUGCGCGAACCUAACGUCGCUGAACUUUAGUUAUGCUGAUGUUAAUGCAGAACAGCUGAAGUCUGUUAUAUGCCACUGUCAUAAUCUGCAGAUAUUGUGGGUCCUCGAUUCAGUAUGCGAUGAUGGUCUUCAGGCAGUGGCUGCAACUUGCAAGGACUUGCGCGAGCUUCGGGUUUUUCCAGUUGAUGCGAGGGAGGAGACUGAAGGUCCUGUUUCUGAGGUUGGUUUAGUAGCUAUUUCUCAGGGUUGUAGAAAAUUGGAAUCAAUUUUGUUUUUCUGCCAGACUAUGACAAACGCGGCUGUAAUUGCUAUGUCAAAGAACUGCCCUGAUCUUGUGGUGUUUCGCCUUUGUAUAAUUGGGGUGUAUCGCCCCGAUGCUGUAACACAAGAACCCAUGGAUGAAGGUUUUGGUGCUAUUGUUAUGAACUGCAAAAAGCUCACCCGCCUUGCUGUAUCUGGUUUGCUGACUGAUCGAGCUUUCGAAUACAUUGGGAGGUAUGGGAAAUUGAUCAGGACACUGUCAGUUGCCUUUGCCGGAGACACCGACCUGGGCCUUAAGUAUGUGCUUGAAGGGUGCCCUAAUUUGAAGAAACUUGAAAUCAGGGACAGUCCAUUCGGUGAUGGAGCUUUGCUAUCAGGUUUGCAUCAUUACUACAACAUGAGGUUUCUUUGGAUGUCGUCCUGUAAAUUAACUCGCCAAGCUUGCCAAGAAGUUGCACGAGCAUUGCCCGGUCUGGUUUUGGAAGUUAUUAACAACAACGAGGAUGCAGUUAACGAUAUUGAAAUAUUGUACAUGUAUCGGUCUCUUGAUGGACCACGGGAUGAUGCUCCGGAAAAUGUUACCAUCAUGCAGUAGAUUUCAGUUCAAGAAAAUCUAAACCUGACGGGAGAUAUCUGCUAUCCUGCUGUGAACGAAGUUUAGUUAACAACUACUGUUCUUGGGUGGCUACUGUGAUGGAAGGCCACAAAAAUGCUGUUCUUUUCGGGGCGGGAUGGAUAUCUUCAUUUGCCCUUGUUUUUUAUGUUCUAGAGGACUCAGGUUCGGAAGGGGGUGGAAUAGUAAAAUAGUGAGGGGAAGGAGGGAGAAUGUUGCAGAAGAUGAAGUCCUACAGUUAUUGUUUUUCUUUGAUAUUCAAUUUAUCGUAGCAGAAAGAUGCCGCCGGGGCAAGGGGAAAUAGAAAGCUUACGCUACUCUGGAUUGGUUAGUAAUUGUUAUUUUAUUUCCUUGGUCUCAAAUAGAAGGUACAUGGAGAGAAGAUUCAGAGGGAUCACAAAAUAGAAGGUGUGAAGAGGUGAUGUUCCCUAAUUUUUCUAUCAUACCAUACUAGUUGAGAACCAAAAAACUAUUCACUUUGUAAGGAAUUAGUCUCUUUAUUUGGAUUCAAAUGAUAGUUAGUUUUAAGCUUUAGGUGGAAAGAAUCCAAUCCCCAAGACUGAUACAAAACUUAUAUGUAUCCUUAAUGUUUUUAUUUUUGUUUUCAUUUUCAGAUGUGUUGCUUUUGCAUCUGACUGUAGAAUUUAUUGCUGUUGUUUAGCAAUUGUGAGAUGGUUAAUAAAUGCCAGAAUAUGCAUUGGACCAUGUCCUUCGUUUUUCUGAAUGUGGAAUGAUCGCCAGUUAGAUCUUAUUAA